GUCUCUACUCUCUGAGCACAUCAGAAAAUGGCGCACCCAAUAUCGGAGGCCAACGAUACCAGCCCCUUCGGCUCACUGAGUCCAUCCGAGUUCCACGCCCGCCACUCGGUGACUCACUCCUCCGAGUACAUCACCAACUCCAGGGGCAUGAAGCUCUUCACCCAGUCCUGGGCCCCGCUCCCCCCGGCCGAGACCACCGCCACCGUCGCCGUCGUCCACGGCUUCACCGGCCAGACCAGCUGGAUGCUCAACCUCACCGCCAUCCUCUUCGCCAAGUCGGGUUUCGCCACGUGCGCCAUCGACCACCAGGGCCACGGCCUCUCCGACGGCCUCUCCAACCACAUCCCCGACAUCGGCCCCGUCGUCGACGACUGCGUCUCCUUCUUCGACUCCUUCCGCGCCCGCUACCCGCCGUCGCUUCCCUCGUUCCUCUACGGGGAGUCGCUCGGCGGUGCGAUCGUUUUGCUGAUCGCGCUCCGUCGCGGCCGGGCUUACGAGGGGCUCGUGCUUAACGGCGCGAUGUGUGGGAUCAGCGACAAGUUCAAGCCGCCGUGGCCGUUGGAGCACUUCUUGUCGGCUAUUGCGGCGGUGGUGCCGACGUGGCAGGUGGUCCCCACACGCGGGUCAAUUCCUGACGUGUCGUUCAAGGUGGAGUGGAAGCGGAGGCUGGCCAUGGUCACGCCGCGGCGAAACAACUCGUGGCCGCGAGCCGCCACGGCGCGCGAGCUCGUCAGGGUGUGCAGAGAGGUGCAAUCGAAAUUCGCCAAAGUGGACAUGCCCUUUCUGAUCAUUCACGGCGGCGGCGACGUCAUCUGUGACCCGGCGUGCGCGGAGGAGUUGUACGAGAAAGCGGCAAGCAAGGAUAAGACUAUCCGUAUUUACCCAGGGAUGUGGCACCAAUUGAUCGGUGAGCCGGAUGAGAGUGUUGAUUUGGUGUUUGGAGAGGUGGUUGAGUGGCUGAGGACUAGGGCUGAACGCGCCGCCGAAAGAGGCGACGGGAAGGCCGAAGGAUGAAGCAACCGCCGGAGUGUAGUUGGCCUAGGUGGUUUGGUUUCAUACAUAAUAAAUGUUUUCCAGAAUUUGAACUGUGAUUGAGUAUUUUAUUUAAGAUUGGUUAUUAUU
Molecule: messenger RNA, 1122 nt
Organism: Rhododendron vialii
Lineage: Eukaryota; Viridiplantae; Streptophyta; Magnoliopsida; Ericales; Ericaceae
Product: caffeoylshikimate esterase-like
Exons: 2
Coding region: 28-1014 (328 amino acids)
Cellular component (GO): membrane
Molecular function (GO): lipase activity
Source: RefSeq, a predicted model, not a curated record